UCAUUGCAGCGGGCGAGACCUCUCUCCCCCUUCCGCAGCAGCAGGAAGAGCGAGGGAGGGACCCACAAAGAAGAACAGGGACACACUCCAAAGUCCAAAAUCUCAUCACUCUCUCUCUCUCUCUCUCUCUCUACUUCUGCCAUUUUUGUAUAUAAAUCAACGCUCAAAUUCAAGCAAAGUUGCUGAGAGCUCAAAAUUCUCUUCCCCGGCGAGACGAAGGAGAACUGCCCUGUUGGGGCGCCGUUUCCGUCCUCCUCUCCGUCCGGUCGCAUUUCAACAGAAGGGGCAGCUCUCCAAGAAACAACAGACAAUGUCGGCGUACAAGGACGAGGAUCCUCGUGUCACCCGCAUCAAAAGGAGCAUCCGGGUCGUCCCCGAUUUCCCAAAACCAGGUAUAAUGUUUCAAGACAUCACAACGCUGUUGCUGGAUCCACAGGCCUUCAAAGACACGGUAGAUAUGUUCGUGGAGAGGUACAAGGACAAGAACAUCUCGGUUGUUGCAGCACGUGCAGGCGAGGAUCGAAACCCAACCUUGGAGUUUCCAAUAACAGAAUCUCUGGCAGGGAUAGAGGCUCGAGGCUUCAUAUUCGGUCCUCCCAUUGCUCUUGCAACUGGGGCAAAGUUUGUCCCUUUGAGAAAGCCAAAGAAACUACCUGGUGAAGUUAUCUCGGAAGAGUACAUUCUCGAGUACGGACGGGAUUGUCUUCAGAUGCAUGUUGGAGCUGUUAAAGCUGGAGAAAGGGCUUUGGUGGUGGAUGAUUUGAUUGCCACUGGUGGCACUUUGUGCGCUGCUAUGAAUUUACUUGAGCGUGUCGGAGCUCACGUAGUUGAGUGUGCUUGUGUUAUCGAACUACCGGACCUGAAGGGUCGUGAGAGAUUGAACGGGAAGCCGCUUUACGUGCUUGUGGAAUCCCACUGAAUCCUCGAGAUGACUGUCUUGAAAAAUUCGCGAUAUGCAUUGAAGAUAUUCUACUUAUUAACCAAAUCCGCUCUUUUUCUCCUUUCGCAAGCGAUGGAAAGGCCUUGAUUGGUGGUUGGGAGACUCGGUAUAGUGCAAUGGAAAGGGGAGAUGCUGGCUCGAGAUUCAUUUUUCUUCUUCCAUUUGAUUGGAAUAUUGAAAAAAAAAAUUGUAAAAUUGCCCGGGAAUCCAUUUAAGGUUUGGACCUUUGCUCUUAGCCGUGUACGACAAAACACUCGAUCCACUGGACAAUCGAUCUCACUCGAUCAGUGUUAUCUCGAAGUUGUCAUCAUAUGAUAUCAUACAAUUUGACUCCCUUAAAUAUU
Messenger RNA from Punica granatum (pomegranate), 1284 nucleotides. Lineage: Eukaryota; Viridiplantae; Streptophyta; Magnoliopsida; Myrtales; Lythraceae. The record is from RefSeq and is a predicted model, not a curated record.